Messenger RNA from Tarenaya hassleriana, 1830 nucleotides. RefSeq names its product transcription factor MYB51-like. NCBI's taxonomy places the organism in Eukaryota, Viridiplantae, Streptophyta, Magnoliopsida, Brassicales, Cleomaceae. The coding region runs from base 365 to 1492 and encodes 375 amino acids. The transcript has 3 exons. The record is from RefSeq and is a predicted model, not a curated record.
AAAAAAAAAAAAAAAAAAAAAAAAAAAACUAAACACACCCUUUUUUCUCUCUCUUGAUAACUUGAAGAAAAUGUCGAUACGACUUAUUUUCUUAUGCUUAUUAGUGUUAAUAAGAAGAUCGAUCUUAUUCUUAUAAACCCAAAAUUCUCCUUUCGUCUUUUUUUUUUCCCGUUCUUAAAUCGUUUUUCAGAGCCGUUUCGCUGCUUAUAUGGCUCCAAACCCUACUUGAAAACACGAAAAUCUUCAAGAACGUCCAUCGCUACGGAUCGAAAGAGAGACCAUGAGCCCUUUUGGAGAUCGGUAGCGGAGGGGAAAGAAGCCGAGAAAUUCGUCGAAAUUGAGAGAGAAUUUAGAGGGAAAAAAAAUGGUGAGGACUCCAUGUUGCAAAGCAGAGGGAUUGAGGAAAGGAGCAUGGGCUCCCGAAGAAGAUCAGAAACUCAUCGCUUACGUCAAUGAGCAUGGCGAAGGUGGCUGGCGAACCCUCCCCGAAAAAGCUGGUCUCAAGAGGUGCGGGAAGAGUUGCAGGCUGAGGUGGGCGAAUUAUCUUCGACCCGACAUCAAACGAGGAGAGUUUAGUGAAGAAGACGAAGAAACGAUCGUUAGACUUCAUGCAACUCAUGGAAACAAGUGGUCGGCUAUCGCUCGGAGAUUGCCCGGGAGAACGGACAACGAGAUAAAAAACCACUGGAACACUCACAUUAAGAAGCGUUUGAUCAAGAAGGGCAUCGACCCCCUGACCCACAGGCCGAUAUCGGGAAAUUCGGACAGCGAAUCCAGCCGAGAAAUGCAGAAGGACUGUCCGGAGACGACAGUGGAGGAAAUCAGUACCCGUCAGGGGCAAGAUCUUGAGCGUCGGAAGCCGCCAUUGUCACUCUCAGCUAAGUUCCUUAACAAAGUUGCCAACAAGUUCGCUAGAAGAGUCAACAAAAGUGCUUUGACUGAAAUAAUCGAAGGUGGUGGACCGCAAACCAACAACAACGUAAUCAACGGUAAUAGCGUUUGUAAUAAUAACGAUAAUUCCAUUGAAUCUGAACGUGAAAGAUCAAUAAAUUCGUCUACAUCAACUUUGAAUCUUCUCAACAAGAUCACUCCAAGUAGGCUUCGAUCCAUCCUCGACGGAGAAUGCCACCCACCGUCCGUGUCCAUGUCCAUGUCCUCGGCCUCUUCACCGUCCGUCAAUGACCCUUUAACUUAUUCUCUCGAGAUGAAGAUGGGCGAUAAGCUUAACGGUGUUUGGAGUGGGAAUGAUUAUAGGGACAUUGAAUUCAAUAAGUUCUUGAGUAGUAUCGCUAAUGAUGAAGAUUUCAUGGGAGAUAACUCUAGGGUUGGGGACAUUGUGUUUGUGAACGAGUUCACGGGGAUUCUUCAGGAUGAUGGACCGUAUGACACCAACAUGAUGAUGAUGGUCAAUGAAAGAGAGGCGCGCAUAAAAGGAGCUUUUGAAGAUAUUGAGAGUUAUUUGGAUGACUACAUGGAUCUUGAGAAUCAUUAGGUUCAUGAUAUGAUGAUGGUUGAUCAUUAUAGUCAUGAUGAUGAUGAUGAUGAUGAUGAUGAUGAAAGAAAAGGGCGUCAUGUAAAUCAAACAAAUUUGAUUUGCGAUGUUCUGUCUGAGUUCGAUGUUUUGCAGGGAAGCAAAGAGGAGGUGCUUUGCCAAAAAAAAUAAUAAUAAUAAUAAUAAGAGAAGGUGGUAGUUAACAAAUAUGUUCUGUUUUUUUUUUUAAUAUUAAUUGUUUACACCUUCGUGUCUUACAAUGUUACUGAGCAUCUUUUCUGUUACAAAUUGAAUAAAAGUGGAAAAUAAUGCAAAUAUUCUCCGCAUUUGAAUGUAAA